CGGCUCACGGCUCAGUCGGUGCUGGAGUUAAUACGAGAAGAGCUGCUGGGUCUGACAUGGACAGCAGCGGCGUGUCCGGCUGGAUGCACCACCUGGUGGUGGACGCGUCCGUCAAGUACUGCAACUGCUACGCCAGCAGGCCCUUCUACCGGCUCGUCAGUGUCGCGUGUUUCGCCCUGUGCGUGCUCUUCUUCGUGCUUUCCGCACAGCAGCCGUCCGUCAGCAGACGGACGCACCAGCUGCACGACGCCGGCAGACGCACCCUCUCCCUGAGCGAGCCCGGCGGGCCCAGGGUGGACGCGUUCGACCUGACGGUGAAGCCCUUUGGAUUCAACAUCGUGCGGCAGCCCACGCACAAGAGUUCCUUUAAAUCAUGCGAGAAGACCGAUCUGCUGAUUUUCGUGUGCUCCUCGGUGGACCACGUGGACAGACGGACGGCCAUCCGCGAGACGUGGGCCUCGGCGGAGGCGUUGGCUCCGCUCAACGCGGCUGUCGUGUUCGCCGUGGGCUCAGUCGUCGGCGAUCAGGAAGCCCUGCACCAAGAGGCUGAGCAGUUCGGGGACAUUCUGCAGGGCAACUUCAAGGACACCUACAUGAAUCUGACCCUGAAGUCAACCAUGGCGCUCAAGUACGUGGCCGGAGCUUGUGGACGCGGCACCAAACCGCCCCGCUUCGUCAUGAAGACUGACGAUGAUAUUUUCGUCAACGUGCCCUUCAUGUUGUCGGCACUCAAGAAGAACUUGGCUGGCGCCAAGAGAAUGAUAACAGGCUGCAUAAAACAACGCUCAGCGCCAAGGGGAGUGAGUGCGGACGGUAGGACGGCGCCGUCUAUUUUACCGGACUUCGUCGCCGGGGCUGGCUACGUGUUGACUGGCCGUCUGGCCGCCGAGCUGUACGCGGCGGCCAGCAAGGUGGUCAAGCCGAUGAAGAUUGAGGACUUUUUUGUAACUGCCCAAUGUGCCAAACUAGUGCCCGGUGCUUACCCGCCAAAACACGACCCUCGCUUCACCUGCGGAGGAAUCGUCAAGGACGACUGUAAACUCGUUUCCAUGUUCACUGCACACAAGAUAACUUCACAUAGACAGUCAGCCAUUUGGGACAAGUUUACUAGUGAUCCAAAUCCCUGCAUGGAUUUUUGACCUAAAGCAAUGUGAAAAGUGAAAAGUGACUGUGAUAAACAAAUCCAAACCGUGUGAUUGUGGAGCAACAAACACUAACAAAAAGGUGCGUGAGUUACAUUUUUACAAACUCUUUUAAUGAAUGUAAAUAAUUUAAUAAAAAAGAACACAUUUUAUUGCUCAAAA
Molecule: messenger RNA, 1304 nt
Organism: Cloeon dipterum
Lineage: Eukaryota; Metazoa; Arthropoda; Insecta; Ephemeroptera; Baetidae
Product: beta-1,3-galactosyltransferase 5-like
Exons: 4
Coding region: 57-1139 (360 amino acids)
Cellular component (GO): Golgi membrane
Molecular function (GO): hexosyltransferase activity
Source: RefSeq, a predicted model, not a curated record